AGCUGACAGUAUUUAAAGCUGGAGGAGAACCGAGGAGGAUCAAACCGUCCUGGACUGCAAAGAUGAAGCUGUCUGUGUUUUUGCUGGUCGCCCUGCUGGCUCUGUGUUCAGCUGCUCAGCAGGACACUGAGAAGCAGAACCCAACGACUGAAGAAGAUUUCCACCUGAACCCUGCUCUAGGGAACAUAAUCCCUAAAAUCAAAGUGAAGAGAUCUCUGCCGGCCCCUCCAGCUCACAUGAGGAAGAGAAUCCGUAGAUCUUCCACCCCUGUUUAUGGAUCCACUCUGGAAUGGCAGACCUCAUAUGGAUCUGUCCCCUCUGGUGCUGUUAAUAUCUACCACAGUGGAGCCAGUCGCUACGAUUAUGUCUGCAAAUAUGGGUGCUCUUCAGGUUUUUUCAACCCUAGUUUGGGGUCUUAUUGCCACUAUCCCUAUGGCGAUAAAGAGCAUAGAGGCUACCCGUUUGAAAUCCUGGUGAACAGAGACAACUUUGAGAUACUGGAAUGGAGGUCUGGUUCUUGGGGUAGCGUGCCAGCAAAUUCAGUCAAGACCUGCGCUGGAGAUGAUGUUUAUGUUGGAAAAAACUGGCGCGGUCUUGGGAAAGUGCAUGUCAGACAUGAGGCCCUUUUCGUCUCCUGGGGGGGUAAGGAGCAUUGGUACAAGGAAUACGACGUUCUAACCAUAAACAAAGAUUUUGGCACAGAGCGCAUGCACAAUGUUGUAUACGACACUUCAAACGCUAAAAUCAAAGAGCAUCCUCCUGAGGCGUUUCGCCAGUCAGCCGUCAUCAAUAAUGCGUGCAGCUCGGUUGAAAAGACAGUUCAACUUUCACGUACAUUUGAGGAGGAGAAAAGAUGGGAUUCCAGCACUUCCCUUACAGUUGGGAUCAGUAGCACUAUUACAGCCGGAAUCCCCGAAGUCGCAUCUUUUAGUGUCACACUCAGUGCCGAGACAACCUCAACCCUGUCCAGUGGAUCCACUGUGACAAAGUCAACCUCUCAUUCUGUCUCUAUCAAGCAAGAUGUUCCCCCAAACCACUCCUGCAGCGUCAGCAUGGUGGGACGCAAGUAUGAGGCAGAGAUCCCCUUCACAGCGACCCUCACCCGCACGUACAACGAUGGACUGACCACAUCGGCAUCCAUCAGCGGGACCUUCACUGGUACCAAUGUUGGAGGGAUCCACGCUGUUGUGGAUCGCUGUGAAUCUCUGCCGAACGCUGAUCCUUGCCCUAAUGGCCAAUGAGAGAAGCUUUUAAAGGUCAUAGAUGAAGCAGAAUGCUUAAACUGCAUGAGAUUAUUGAUUAAAUGAAAAUAUAUUCUAGCAUCUAAUCAUUUUCUUUUUCUUUUUUGAUUAUCAUUGUAUCAGAAAUAAACUUCAUGAAGUUCAA
Messenger RNA from Cheilinus undulatus (humphead wrasse), 1386 nucleotides. Its product is annotated as natterin-3-like. The transcript has 3 exons. The record is from RefSeq and is a predicted model, not a curated record. Bases 63 to 1241 code for a protein of 392 amino acids. Lineage: Eukaryota; Metazoa; Chordata; Actinopteri; Labriformes; Labridae.